AUGACAGGAAGUAAUACCUCCUCCCCCGGUGGAGACUCAUCCUCUACCACCGAAGGGACCCAAUCGGAAUCCACAGUAUCAACCAGCAAAGUAGAGCACCUCUUAUCAAACCUUUCCCUUCAAUUGACUGUCCAUAAACUGAAUGGCAGUAAUUACUUGGAGUGGGCUCAGUCCAUUAAGCUGGCCAUUGACAUUAGAGGUAAACUUGGCUAUUUAACUGGCGAAGUGAAGCAACCAGCAGCAGGGGAUCCGAACCUGAAAGCAUUGAGGUCAGAUAACUCCUUGACGAUUGCGUGGCUCAUCAACUCCAUGGAACUAGCCAUUGGAAAGCCGCAUUUAUUUCUGCCCACAGCCAAAGAAGUCUGGGAAGCAGUUCGUGAUAUGUAUUCAAACGUGAAAAAUUCAUCCCAAAUUUUCGAAUUGAAAACGAAACUUUGGAAGUCCAAACAAGGAGACCGUGACGUUACGUCUUAUUACAAUGAGAUUGUACCACUUUGGCAGGAAUUGGAUCUUUGCUAUGAAGAUGAAUGA
This is a messenger RNA of Morus notabilis, 531 nucleotides long. RefSeq lists its product as uncharacterized. The coding region runs from base 1 to 531 and encodes 176 amino acids. The record is from RefSeq and is a predicted model, not a curated record. Lineage: Eukaryota; Viridiplantae; Streptophyta; Magnoliopsida; Rosales; Moraceae. The transcript has a single exon.